Anopheles marshallii is the source of this 1047-nucleotide messenger RNA. Its product is annotated as chymotrypsin-2-like. Lineage: Eukaryota; Metazoa; Arthropoda; Insecta; Diptera; Culicidae. Gene Ontology annotation, biological process: proteolysis. The transcript has 4 exons. Gene Ontology annotation, molecular function: serine-type endopeptidase activity. The record is from RefSeq and is a predicted model, not a curated record. Bases 1 to 1047 code for a protein of 348 amino acids.
AUGCAAAUGUCGAUAAUAUUUUAUGAUUUGAUGACAUCGUUAUAUAUGAAAGCUUUUAUCAUUAGCGAAUUGUCUACCGUCAGAAUGGGACGCUCGGUAAGAGUGCUCCUGCGUGCGACGUUACUCUGCAUUUAUAUAGCAUCUUUGGAAGCUCAUCGCUACGAAAGGAUGGCUUCGGGAACGGACGUCGAACAGUGGGAAGUGCCGUAUCAAGUUUCUUUUAGGUUGAUUGAAGCGGAUCGUCAUUUAGGUAGUGGUGCCAUCCUUAACGUUCGAUAUAUCAUAACGCAAGCCUCGUUCAUAUGGAAACUCCUCCGUACCUAUCCGGAGCAAUCGCUAUCCGCAUUGGCGCGGAUUCGUUUAGGACAAGUGGAACUUAAGUCUAAAGCGGAUGAUCAAUUCCGUUCCAUCUAUUCGUACACAUAUCACCCUUCUUUCGAUUUCGAAGCUGCUCGUAACGAUAUAGCCCUGGUGCGCACAGUCGAGUAUAUAGAAUUUAAUAGAUUCGUACAGCCAAUUGAACUUCGGAAAGGUUCCAUUCCGGAAGGCAGUGCAGUGAUGUACACGGAUUGGGGUGCAGAAAGGGAUACUGCUACCCAGGAUGACUACAAGGAAAAGCUUCAAAAAGUAGACGCUCGUGCAAUAUCGAAUGAUCAAUGCAAAGAGCUACUAAGUCCUUGGGAUUUACAGGAUUUGGUGUACGACACCCGGGUGUGCAUCUACACGAACGGAACGGGAAGCAUCUGCACGGGUAAUGUCGGAGGCCCACUUGUGAUUAUGGAGGUUGGACAACCACAGCUCGUAGGGGUUAUGUCUUACGUGUACAGAGCAUGUAACUCUUACGCUCCCGGAGGAUUCGAACGGCUUUGGAAUCACUACGAAUGGGUCACUAAAACGGUUACCAUUGACUACAGUUAUGUGAAUUUCGGUGAAAUGUGUCGAGUAGCAAGGAACGUAGCAGCCCAACUAUUGUUUCAGAACAAAGAAACUGUGCGACAGCGAAGAGCCUUGAAAAAUUCCCAGUCUGAAAAUGACACGAAGCUGUAG